Molecule: messenger RNA, 3777 nt
Organism: Teleopsis dalmanni
Lineage: Eukaryota; Metazoa; Arthropoda; Insecta; Diptera; Diopsidae
Gene: Usp1
Product: ubiquitin carboxyl-terminal hydrolase 1
Exons: 5
Coding region: 95-3292 (1065 amino acids)
Biological process (GO): protein deubiquitination
Cellular component (GO): nucleus; cytosol
Molecular function (GO): cysteine-type deubiquitinase activity; cysteine-type endopeptidase activity
Source: RefSeq, a predicted model, not a curated record
AUCAUGCUAUAGAGGGUGAAAAAUAGAAAAUCGAUUCAAACACAAUAGAAAUAUAAAAACAACGAUAAAAACUGCGAAACUAUGUUUUCAAAAAAUGCCCAGAAAUGAUGUGAAACAAUUAUGUAAUGAUAGAAAAAGUCUUCCCGGUUUAUUAAAUGAACGAACAAGAACUCGAAAAUUUAACAAAACUUUAAGCAUAAAAACAAACUCAAAUGUGCUGACUGGAAGGAAAGGGAAUAUUAUAAAAAAAGUGCCAACAUACCAUACUAAACAUCCAGAGCAACUAACAGUUAAAGCAACUGCAUUCAACACAUUAAAUCCCAAUAUCAAUGUUGGGUUUUGUAAUGUGGAUGUCGAAAACGACUAUACUGAAACUAAUAUAUUUUCUACUCAUUUUUAUCCGGUUGUUACAGUAAUUGUUAAAGAUCCUGAAGCAAUAGAGAUUCAAUCAAUCGAGGACUCAAAUUCUUUAAAUUAUAAGCUGCUAGAUAAUAUUAGUGUAGACUCAAAAUCUAAAAUUGAUAAAGUCCAUAGUCAUGAUUUAACAUUAAAAAAAAAUAGAAUAUCUGUUUCUCCUGUAAAGUCUUUAAAAUACAAAAAUAAACCGAAACCUCUAAUAACUAAAACUGUAUUAAAAUCAAAUCAUAGACUUAAGUCUCUGAGACCUAGAAAAAACGUUGCUGAAAUUAACCGUAAAGAAAUUGUUGUGCCAGAUGUAUUUAAUGGGCCCGUUUGUUCAGUGUUCACAGAAAUUGAUUCAAACCAACUAAAUAAAAUAGAAGUACUGGAAGAGUGUUUAGCAAAAGGUCCCAAGAUUAAACGUAAAUGUUCUAGCAGUAAUACUUAUCAAUUUAAAUCAAAUAGAAUUCAAUUAAAAAAAGGUAUUGAACAAAAUAGUGAUAUUACUUUAGAUAGUACAAAUAAGAGAAAACGUACAUGCAAUAUGUCACUCUAUGAACAGCGGUACACAAACGACGAUAGCCGAAAUGUUGCAAAUGGCUAUGGAACAUCCACACGAAGUUCUACCUCUGCUGUGCACACGGACAUUGAUGCACAGGAAAUGUCCACACAUAAUCAAUAUUACAUGAGUACAUCAACUGCAGCUCUGAGUAGUAGUUCUACAAGUAAUGUUGGUAGUUUACAAAGCAUGGCAACACUUUGUAACAUUGGAAAUACUUGUUACUUAAAUUCCGUUGUGUAUACAUUACGUUUUGCACCACAGUUUUUACACAACCUGCACCAUUUAAUUGCAGAUUUGAGUACAAUACAACUUAAUUCAAAACAACGUUGCAAAUCAUCUUCUUUGGGACGCGGUAUUAGUUCUAUGCAUAUACGAAGUUGGAGUAAUAAAGAUUUGGCUUCAUUAGAACAAUAUAAUUAUGUAUCUAAUGCUGGUAAUGCUAGUAAUCAGAAGUCGAGUCAUCAAUUGCUAACUGAGAAAUUACAUGAAUUGUAUCAAAACUUACAUCAUAAUGAAAUAGCUGACUCAACAGAACCUUUUCACGCUGACACAUUAUUACAUGCUAUACAGGAUGUGAGUGCAAUAUUCGAGGGAAAUCAACAACAGGAUGCUCAUGAGUUUUUGAUGUGUCUUCUAAAUAGCAUACGAGAAACAUGCCAAGUUCUUAUUAAAACAAUCGCAGAGUGUCCCGAUAUUAUUACUAAUGGUUAUGUAUCAUAUAUGGAUGAGCUAGAUAAUGGAUAUACGGCAGAUAAAAAUGUUGAAAAAUCUCUUGGUAUCAGUAAUUCAACAAAGAACUCAUUUUUGCGUAAAACAAAACGAAAAGAAGAUACGAAAAACUCCAAAAAUCAUCGUGUGCAAUCCCCGUUAAAGGAGUCAAGCAAUAGUGGAAUAAAUAACUCCAUUUCGAACAGUUUAUUUUACCUGAAUACUGUAGAUCUUGCAAGCACAAAUGCUCAAACAAACCAUAAUAAUGCUAAUGCAGUGAAUUCAUCUACUACAUCAAAAAGUUUUUAUGGUGAUGAUUCUGUAAUAGCUACCACACUAAAGGAUAAAGAACGUCUGACUAAAAAAAUAAAAGAUUUAGGUUUAGACUUUUUCAGUGAAGAUUUUGAAGGAAUCACUGUUUCAACGACAAAGUGCUUAAGUUGUGAAACUAUAACAGAACAAAAGGAGAGAAUGAUUGACAUUGCAGUUCCUGUACCAAUAUCGGGAUGUUCAGAUUAUAUGGAAAAAUCAAAUACGUUUAUACAGAACUCCUGUGUAACACGAGAAUAUUUUCGUGGUGAGAACAAGUAUAGAUGUGAAAAAUGUACGGGGUAUACUGAAGCAAUACGAUCUAUAUCUUAUGAAGUUUUACCGCGGCUGCUUGUUAUACAGUUGAGUCGUUUUUCUGGUGGCAUGGAGAAAAUAAAUAGCUACAUUCCAACAUCAUUUACAUUACAAUGUUUUUGCGCGAAAUGCUGUGAAUUAAGCGAUGCAAAUAAAUUACAUAUAUAUAAAUUGUACAGUGUUAUAACACAUGUAGGCGCAACGAUGUCAGUUGGGCAUUAUAUUGCUUAUACAUGCUCACUUGAUUGGGCAAAUGAAUAUAUUAAUUGUCCUAAAGAUCGACGUAACAAUCAAACAGCUAAUCAACAUACGAACAAUACGAAUAGUAAUGUUUUUACACAAGUGAAUAGUAAUGAACGAACACAAGGUAGUCAAAGUUCGAGUGCAAGUGCUGCAGCGUCUGCGAUAGCGUCAUCAGGUAGUAAACUCAUAAAGAAAAUGAUUUGGAGUAAAGCUUCUAGCAGUGGAGAUAUGAGCAAAAGUAUUAAAAACUCAAAUUCGGCAAACAAAAGUAUUACAAAUGGAAUAAGUAAAACCAAUUUAAGUACAACUUGUAACAGUUUAAAUUGCUGCGCUACACGUACUUGUGCAUUUCAAUAUAACAACACAGAGGACCUUAGUGAAGAAUCUUUACAGAAUGGUUUCAAUUAUAGCGGAAAUAUUAACAAUACAAAUUAUAACAAUAUGCCAACUAGUUAUGGUAGUACUGGACGCGCAGGUAUAAGAAAUCCGUACAAACCAAAUCAUACCUCAACCGGAAACAGUGGUUCUGAACCUAUUUGGUAUAUGUGCGAUGAUGAUAAAAUAAAAGCAAUGACUCAAAAAGAAUUUGAAGAUUUAUUAUCGCCAACGCGUAAAAUAACAAUAACUCCCUAUUUAUUAUUUUAUGCCCGCUUUGAUCUGCAGCAAGCUACAAAUCAAACUUCCAAACAAAUAACAUCGUCUAAACCUACUUGGUCCAAUGAGAGUCUAGCAUCAUAUGGAUUACAAAAAGUAUAAAAAAUGUUAUAAUUUAGAAAUUCUAGGUUUUUAUAGAAUGUAAGCUAUUUAAAUAUUAAAAUAAAUGAUGACAAAAAGCAGUUAAAAUUUAUAUGCUUGUCACAUUAAAAUAUAUAGCACUUUAGGACUAUAUAUUAUUCAAUAUUUUUUACAUUACUUUGCGCUAGACUUUUGCUCUUUGAAUAAAAGCAGUAUUUACAUAUUUUGUUAGCCUUUUUGAAGCAAAUAUUUCUAAUUGUUGAUAGUAUCAUAACCAAAUGACUGAUUAUAUUUCUAUUAAAUAUAUUAUUUAAUGUCUGAACUAUAAAAUAUACGUGAGCUAUAAGUGUAAUAUGUGUAAAACCUUAAAUGAUAAUAUAAAAAAAUUAGUUUAAAAAAGUAGAUUUAAAAAAGGAAAACAUGGGAUUUAGAAACUAUAAAUACUGGCUGCCUUCCGGCAUUUUAAUGCGAUUUAAAUAUAUUUAAAGAAAUUUACGUGGACUUAA